AAAGGAUACUGACAACCGUCGUGAAAGGGCACGAAGGAAAGAACCUCAGCUUACUUAAUAUGGCGACCAAGCUAACACAGACCCAUAGGGAUCAACUUUCCAAAUGGAUCGAUCCAUCAAAACGACAUAAGUUCACUUUACUGUACAAGAUUACCCGUGACGGUUGUAAAGCCGAGACUUUCCAUAGUUUCUGUGACAACAAGGGGCCAACUGUCACCGUUCUGUACAAUACUGACAAAUCCGUAUAUGGGGGAUACACCGCUGUUAGCUGGAAAACAUGUGGAUCAUAUGUCGCCGAUUGCGAGGCUUUUAUCUUCAAAUUGGAAUAUAAUGGCAGAGCACAACCUAUCAAGAUGCCCGUCAAAAAUGCUAAAUACGCAAUUUCCGCACACGAAAAUUAUGGGCCGACAUUUGGAAGUGGACAUGACUUUCAAUGUUUCUCCGAAACUGUAAAUAAAUCAGGGGAUUAUUUCCCUUUAAAUGGCAGUGUGGGUUUAGGUCAUGCGUACAGCUCGCAGGGACAGGACUACAAUACUAUGACAAACGGUCAUCUAAACGUCUUGGACCUGGAGGUUUACGGUGUUCAGGAGCACAUGCUACUCCAAAAACCGUGGGUUCGGAAUGUAAGCUGGACUUCAAAGUUUGAGGAAGAGAUGAAGGACAAAGUAGCCACGUAUAAACCAUUAUCCGGACUUGACAUCCAGCAGGCGAGGAUCCUUUUGAUAGGACAAGUCGGAGCUGGAAAGUCCAGCUACUUCAAUACCAUUAACUCAAUAUUCCGGGGGUAUAUAAGCAGUCAAGCCAGCGCUGGAAGUACUGAACACAGUCUAACAACGUCUUACCGGAUGUAUGAAAUACACGACGGAUAUACCAGCAAAACAUUGAACUUCCGGUUAUGUGACACACGUGGCUUAGAGGAGGAUCAAGGUCUCAACGAUAACGACAUUUGCUAUCUACUUGAUGGACAUGUGCCUGACAGGUACAAUUUUAACCCGGCUAUUCCACUAUCGCCUGAUCUACAUGGAUUCUUGAAAACCCCCGAGUUUUCAGACAAAAUUCAUUGUGUGACAUUUGUCUUGGAUGCUAGUACAGUCGAUGUUAUCCCUGAAAAAGUAGUUGAAAGAAUCAAAGGAAUGCAGCCGCUAAUGAACUUAAGAGGAAUACCACAGGCUGUGUUGUUGACCAAAAUUGACAAAAUAUGUGAAGAAUCCUCCGAUGAUAUCAGCAAGGUGUACUUCAGUGCAGCAGUGAAGGAGUGCAUUGACAAGGUUGCCAUGGUGAUGGGUCUGCCAAGAUCCCACAUACUUCCGGUAAAAAACUACGAGCACGAGGCAGACCUUGAACAGAAUGUUAACAUCCUGUCGCUACUUAGUCUCAGAAAAAUUCUGAAUUUCGUUGAGGAUUUCCUGUUCAAUAAAUUGGACGAGAUAAAUACCAAAAAACUGAACACUUGUGAGUAAAUCAGAAGCACAGAAGAAAAGUGGUUGAAAGAAACAAACAUUUCCUUAUAUAACUUCUUAAGACGCAUUCAGUAUUUCUUUACUUUUUGCUUUUUAGACGUGAAUGAUUGUUUUCGACAAGUAAGUACACGCUACGUUUACUAAUAGUGCAACCAUAAGAAUGUGUUUUACUGCGACAUCAUAGAUAACGGUUAUACAUGUAUAUCCCAGUAAUGAAUUUUAAAUCAUAUAUAAAAUAGUUCACCAAAACUAGUAAAAACGCUCCAUGCUUUCACAAGCAAAGAAUAAAAUCGACGUCAAAUAUUCUGGAAAUGUUGAUAUAUCCUUUACUUGAAUGGUGGUCAUCACUGUAACAGGAUUAUUACAUAAGGAUCUUUAUAAAUGUGAUAGAAGUUGCUUGAUGAAGACAUAGUAUGUUCUCAAGGAAGAAAUUUUCGGUGGUAGUUUAAAAAUGGAUACUGACUUAAUUUGCAAAAAAAGUUGUUUCACCAAUGGUUUUAAUAUCGGAGUAUGAUUUUGGAUAGAUUGGCUCUUUAAUGGCAAAAAUAUGACUAUGCUAAAAUUAAGAUAUUCCUGGAUUUGAGAACAAAUGACGAAAUGGCGGAAUCUUGUGUGAUAGAAUAAAAACCUGUUUUGUGUGUAUCAAGAUCUGCAAAAUAUAAUUAUACAGUUACUCUGAGAAAUUGAGAGAUAAUAAAAAAUUAAAAGAUGCAUUUUAAACUAAAUGACAGUGAUGUCCAUGGCUGUUUUGCCAUGUCUAGAAACAACGAGAAAGUACCGACACAUUAAGGAUGUUUGAAAGUCGUGUUUGACCAGAUGUAGGAUGUUAUUUGAUACCAAACAAACUCGGACAUAAUAUCUUCGACUUUGAUGUUUUUAUAUACAUAGUAAUGUUAUUAGUUAACCGGAACGCUUAAAUAAAUGCUUUGUAAAAUAAUU
This is a messenger RNA of Ylistrum balloti, 2399 nucleotides long. RefSeq names its product interferon-induced protein 44-like. Lineage: Eukaryota; Metazoa; Mollusca; Bivalvia; Pectinida; Pectinidae. The record is from RefSeq and is a predicted model, not a curated record. The coding region runs from base 60 to 1460 and encodes 466 amino acids. The transcript is spliced from 7 exons.